Anas platyrhynchos (mallard) is the source of this 1462-nucleotide messenger RNA. The record is from RefSeq and is a predicted model, not a curated record. Lineage: Eukaryota; Metazoa; Chordata; Aves; Anseriformes; Anatidae.
GGCAGAAGUGGCAGCAUGCCCAGAGCUCACCGGGGGAGAAGACUUCCCAGCCCUGCACCCGGUACACUGCAUCUGAAUGAAACUAUGAAUUUAAGAAUGGGUCACCACCUUUCCCAGCAGUGCUGAAUCCGAUGGAGCUCACGUGCAGAGGUCAUGGCUCCAAACAGUGCUCAGCCAGCACAAACCGGAGCUUCAUCCAGAAAGGAGAAUGAAGAUGCUGUUGAGAAAGCGCAUAUUUGCGGAGGCCCCAAGGCCAAGAGGCAUCAGAUGUCCAACAGCAGCUCCAUCACCAAGUUCCUUCUCCUGCCAUUUGCAGUCACACGGGAGCUGCAGCUCCUGCACUUUGCGCUCUUCCUGGGCAUCUACCUGGCUGCCCUCCUCGGUAACGGCCUCAUCCUCACUGCCGUAGCCUGCGACCACCGCCUCCACACCCCCAUGUACUUCUUCCUCCUCAACCUCGCCCUCCUCGACCUGGGCUGCAUCUCCACCACUGUCCCCAAAGCCAUGGCCAAUUCCCUCUGGGACUCCAGGGCCAUCUCCUAUGCAGGAUGUGUUAUACAGGUCUUUCUCAUUGUCGUCUUGUUUUCAACAGAGCUUUCUGUUCUCACCAUCAUGUCCUAUGACCGCUACGUUGCCAUCUGCAAGCCCCUGCACUAUGGGACCCUCCUGGGCAGCAGAGCUUGUGCCCAGAUGGCAGCAGCUGCCUGGGGCAGUGGGGUUCUUUAUGCUCUGCUGUACACGGCCAAUACAUUUUCCCUGCCCCUCUGCCAAGGCAAUGCCUUGGACCAAUUCUUCUGUGAAAUCCCCCAGAUCCUCAAACUCUCCUGCUCACACUCCUACCUCAGGGAAAUUUGGGUACUUAUGGUUGCUAUCUGUUUAGCAUUUGGCUGUUUUGUUUUCAUUCUUUUUUCCUAUGUGUGGAUCUUCAGGGCUGUGCUGAGGAUGCCCUCUAGGCAGGGUCAGCUCAAAGCCUUCUCCACGUGCCUCCCUCACCUGUUUGUGGUCUCCCUCUUUGUCAUCUCUGGCUUUUUUGCCUAUCUGAAGCCCCCUUCUAUCUCCUCCCCAACCCUGGAUCUUUUGGUGGCAGUUCUGUACUCGGUGGUGCCCCCAACAUUCAAUCCCCUCAUCUACAACAUGAGAAACAAGGAGCUCAAGGGUGCUAUUAGGAAAGGAAUAUCAUGGAUAUUUCUGAAUGGUGAUAAACUUCCCCUCUUUCUCCACAAAUGACUUCCUGGAUAUAAUUUGAAGGCCUGGUACUUGUUUCAUUAAGAAUAUUGGUAUUUUUAUCUUUAUCCUUAGUUUCAUUUCCAUUUAUUACUUAGAAAAAAAAGGCUUAUUAUUCAUCCAGCAUCUCCUGAAGUAUUAAACUGCGCUGUUUACUCUGCACAGUUUUUCCCUCCCUGCAUGUCAGCAUCAACUCUCCUUUAGCAUCUGCUUAAUAAAACAGCAUCUCUCCAAUGCA